ACCAUGGGGGUAGCGCUGACCAGAGCAGCGCAAUGGACCACAGCAAGUUCUGGGAUUGGAAAACUGGAGAUCACUCCAGUCAACGAGUCUCUGCUGAAAGAGAUCCUGGAGUUUGUGGAACAGUUCAGCUCCAGACACCCUCAGGAGGCUAAGCAUGUGUUCAAGGAGCCGCUCCAGUGGACUACCUCUUUGGAGGCUUCUGAUUUCAAAACAGAGUAUGACAUAAGUGGCCCCGCUGUAAAGUCACAGGAAACAGACAGGGAUGGGCAUCCUAUGUUGCAGCUCACCCCUCCGAGCAUUUCUGUGCACAGCUUCAGUCAGCUGUCCAAAAUAGUGCAGCUGGCAACGGAUAAGAAGCUCAAGGAGGUCCGAGCUUGCCUGGAAGCCAACAGAGACCCUGUUGCGAAGAUGCUGGGACCUAGCUUCGCCACAGUGGAGGGGGAGGACAGCUCUGUGCUGCGUCUCCUGGAGAAGGUAAAGGAGGGGGACCAGGCCAAGGAGACUGAGAUCAAAGUGAAGCUGCUCAUCCUACUGCAGCAGCUGGACACUCAGCUCCUCAGCAACUCCCUCAAGCAGAUCUCCCAGGAUGUUAGGCUCAGUCCUGCCACAGUGAAGAAUGAUGUUGAGCUGCUGAAAAGCUUCUGCAGUGAAGGGGAGAAAAGGGUGUUGACGUCUGUUCAAUACACAUCAGAUUAUGAGUUCACCAAUGGCUGUCGAACUCCUCCUUGGAGGCAGGUGCAUGGUGAGAUUUGCUACCUAGUGAUAAAGCCGUGUGACACUCAGCCCCUGCACAUCACCUGCAGCACAGCUGGAGUCUUUCUCAACGGGGGCAUAAGGCAGGAGGGUGAGGAAAAUACCUAUGACAGAACAAGCGAGGUCUACAAAGACCUGGCAACCCUUCUGAAAAGCACGUCUCCCCAUUUUGCAGAGAACAUAAAUAAACAGGAUUUUGCCGUUCAAGAAGAACCUCCAACACUAAAGGUCCAACAUGUGGAAUUGGUUGAUGCAGAGGAACAAGGCCAACCCCAGAGGUCUUACGAGCAUCACGAAAAGAAUGUGCAUGAGAAGGCGAGACAACAGCUUGUGCAAAACAAGCCAGGCGGCAAAAAGAAAUUAGAACCAUCUUUGAAAUGGAAGAACCUCGGUCUCGCAUCUCCCUAUGAGUACGUGAUAAUUCCACUCUCCACAUGCCAGCAGUCACACAUUAUAAAGAGAUGUAAGACCCCGGGAGGAGUUGGUGGCGUCGAUGACUUCAGUGAGAGUUCAUCGGAGAGUGAGGAGGAUGAGGAGCAGCCAGAGCGCCGCACGGAGAGCAACACAGACCUGCCCUCAGAGUACUGGCAGAUCCAGAAACUGGUCAAGUACCUCAAGGGAGGCAACCAGACGGCCACUGUGAUUGCUCUGUGCUCCAUGAGGGACUUUAAUUUAGCCCAGGAGACGUGCCAACUGGCCAUCCGGGAUGUAGGUGGCCUUGAAGUCCUCAUUAACUUGCUGGAUACAGAAGAAAUCAAAUGCAAAAUUGGCUCUCUGAAGAUUCUGAAGGAGAUCAGCCGUAACUCUCAGAUCCGCCGGGCCAUCGCUGACCUGGGGGGCCUGCAGACCAUGGUGAAGAUCUUGGACUCCCCAGACAAGGACCUAAAAUACCUGGCCGCAGAGACCAUCGCCAACGUGGCCAAGUUCAGACGGGCCAGGAGGACAGUCAGACAGCACGGAGGGAUCAAGAGACUGGUGGAGUUACUAGACUGCGUGCCUGACUCGGCGGCACUGACAGAGGAGCAGGAGAAGGACGUGGAGGUGGCUCGCUGCGGGGCCCUGGCCCUCUGGAGCUGCAGUAAGAGCACCAGGAACAAAGAGGCCAUCCGCAAGGCCGGGGGCAUCCCUCUGCUGGCUCGCCUGCUCAAGUCUCCCCACGAGAACAUGCUGAUCCCUGUCGUGGGAACCCUGCAGGAGUGUGCCUCCGAGAGAAGUUACAGGAUUGCCAUCCAGACGGAGGGUAUGAUCGAGGACUUGGUGAAAAACCUCAACUGUGACAAUCACGAGCUACAGAUGCACUGCGCCAGUGCCAUCUUCAAGUGUGCAGAAGACAAGCGUACCCGUGACCUGGUGCGUCAGUGCGAGGGACUGCAGCCCCUGGUGACUCUGCUGAGCCAGGCAGACAACAAACAGCUCCUGGCUGCCACCACCGGGGCCAUCUGGAAGUGCUCCAUCAGCAUGGAGAAUGUGGCUAAGUUCCAGGAUUACAAGGCCUUGGAGACCCUGGUGGGUCUGCUGACAGACCAGCCUGAGGAGGUGCUGGUGAACGUGGUCGGCGCCCUGGGCGAGGGGGCCCAGAAACCUGCCAACAGGGCCACCAUCAGGAAGUGUGGAGGCAUCCAGCCCCUGGUCAACCUGCUGACGGGAACCAACCAGGCCCUGCUGGUCAACGUCACCAAGGCUGUGGGAGCCUGCGCCACCGAGCUUGAGAAUAUGACGAUCAUUGACCGUCUGGAUGGAGUGCGUCUGCUCUGGUCCUUGUUGAAAAACCCAAACCCAGAUGUCCAGGCCAGUGCUGCAUGGGCCAUUUGUCCAUGCAUUGAAAAUGCAAAGGAUUCAGGGGAAAUGGUGCGCUCAUUUGUCGGUGGAUUGGAACUGAUUGUUAAUUUGCUGAAAUCAACAAACAAAGAGGUACUGGCGAGCGUGUGUGCCGCCAUAGCCAAAAUAGCCAAAGACGAAGAGAAUCUGGCAGUCAUCACUGACCACGGGGUUGUACCGAUGCUGGCCAAGCUGACAAACACAACUGAUGAUAAACUGCGUCGUCACCUGGCUGAGGCCAUUGCCCGUUGCUGCAUGUGGGGCAGUAACAGGGUGUUGUUUGGGGAGGCGGGGGCCGUGUCCCCCCUCGUCCGUUACCUGAAGUCCAAGGACUCCUCAGUCCACCAGGCCACAGCUCAGGCCCUUUUCCAGCUCUCCAAGGACCCCAACAACUGCAUCACCAUGCACGACAACGGAGUGGUCAAGCUCCUGUUGGGUAUGAUGGGCUCCACUGACGAGGUCCUUCAGGAAGCUGCCGCUGGCUGUGUGGCUAACAUCCGCCGCCUGGCCCUGGCCAAUGAAAAGGCACGGUACGGUUAAACAACCACAAUGAACCCUCCCCCCCCAGAAGCUACUGUGACCUCAUCAUCACUUUCUGGGUACGAUUGGAUGUCAUGGUUCCAGAUCUACUCCAGUAGCCUUCCAUCCACAGAGACUCAUCUCACUAUCCCUCUAUCCUUCCCACCCAUCCCACAGAAUAUAAGAGUGAUUCCUUCUGCCUCCAUCUGUAAUAGCAGGAAGCGUUUAUUCUAUCCUACCCAUGAAUUUGGAUGAUUAUUUCAUUUGGAUUUCAUACAAACAUACUGUAUAGGA
Molecule: messenger RNA, 3384 nt
Organism: Salvelinus namaycush (lake trout)
Lineage: Eukaryota; Metazoa; Chordata; Actinopteri; Salmoniformes; Salmonidae
Gene: odad2
Product: outer dynein arm docking complex subunit 2
Exons: 19
Coding region: 4-3111 (1035 amino acids)
Molecular function (GO): protein binding
Source: RefSeq, a predicted model, not a curated record